GAUCAACCUCCUUGUGAUCCUUGUGACGCCGCGAAUCCCUUCAAAUUCAUAUUUCAAUAAAGCAUCUGCGAGGUGCACUUGUAUUCAUUGUAGUUUUGAAAUUUCUCACGAUACCAAGAACAUAGCACUGUAUAUCAGCUGUACUUCUACACGCGUACCUGUACGGGCACUGUACUAAUUAUUAUCUGAUCGUCUUAAUCCUGACAAUACAGUCCAUCUUGUCGUUCGGGUCACCAGGCAACACAAACAACCACAGGCAAUUACAGAGCACGGCAGACGGUCAUUGCUCAUCACCCAACGGCCGACAGGGUCCAAACUAUAUAUCAUUCGAUUUCGUCCCCACCAAUCUACGAAACUUCCUUCUGUUAUUUAUUCUCUACCCACGUCGACCUCCGAUCGCGAAAUCUAGCAUACCGUCGAACGAGUCGUUCAGGAACCCGAACAGACCUAGCAUCGCUGAUCUGUCUACCAUCCAUCACUUCAAAUACUUCUAAAAUAUUCGCAGCACUCAAUUGUCGCCAUGUCGGACGGCGUUUGUGGAGGGUCUAAGAAUGCCCUCCUCACUCACUUCGAUCGGAAUGCUAGUCGCGAGACUCAAGAGAGCCGCGAACGACGCCUCCAACGAGAAGUGGAAGAAUCCUUGUUUCGCGACAGCCUCAAAUGGGACGAAAUGAUUGCCAAUGCCCAAUUCAAGCACUUCCAGUCAGGCAAGCCACUACUUCCAACCGAACACCCUGCACACAUUCCCGGCCCUUCGAUGCCCCAGGGUGUACAGUCUUUCAACGCACCUCCCGGACUCGGUAUGCUAAAUGGUUAUGGACCUCAGCAACCUUCUACGGCCUUCAGACCUCAUGCCUACCCUGCCACCCCCAUGAAGGCCCAGAGUGCACACCAAAGUUGGGUUGAUCAGUUCCAACGCCUGCAACCUUUACCGAACAUGAUUCAUUCCCCCGGUAGUCGAUCUGUUAACAACCACGUCGACCACCGCUUAUCUGCUCCCAUGCAUAUGACUCCAGCACAAGUACCCAUGCCAGCACCCGCACUGCCUCCUCUACAAGAGCCCACCACCGUUACUGGCAAUCUGAAACCCCACGUCGAAUUCGAUAGUGCGUUUCAAGGAUGGAUGGAUGCCAUUGCCGGCGAUGAAACUCUUCUCUGGACAAGAUAUGAAGGUCCCGAUUCAGCUCCAGCUUCAGUCCCAGCCCAAGUCCCGGACCUGGCACCUAAGGCGCCUGAGCAGCCUGUCGCGCAUCUCGCAGCGGACGAACCAGUUCGCACCCAAGAGCAAACAACGACCCCCACAGAGCGCGUGCGAAACAGCGAGGACUCCAAACUCGCAGUUGCGGCCCAGGAGAUCAUCAACUCCGUGUCUAACGACCAGUCGGAUAAGUUCCAACAGUCAGAGUUUCUGAGUCUCAUGCGCCGAAUCGCCUCUAUGGACUUGGUGGUCCGCGACAACGCGUUAGUGAACCCUGACACGCUGGCUCCGGCCGAAACGAAGAGCUCGAGCUCUGGUGAAAGCAUCAGCAAGGCGGGUCGCGUUCAGCCUAAGAAGGCGACGGUGGAGGAUGAGGAGUAAUUGUACUGAAAUACAAUGCUACGGAUAAGAAACAACCAACGGAUACCCCAUGGUAGAGAGCGGGGGCGCAUAGGAAAGGGAAGCAGGAAUCAACGGCGUAUUACUUGAAUUCGGAGUUCUAAGUUCUACGUCUGUAUACCUAGCUACUGGACAUCAUCGGCGGCAAAAGCAUUGCCAUGUGCAUGAUCCCCCUUAGGUCCUCAGAUAGCCUAACGCUCAAUAACGGAUGCCACGCAUAUUCUGUUCCUCUUGUCGCUCGUGAUCGAUGUCGUGAUAUGUAGUUCGUAAUUAAUAGUAUUAGCUCCGCG
Annulohypoxylon truncatum is the source of this 1887-nucleotide messenger RNA. RefSeq lists its product as uncharacterized. Bases 521 to 1579 code for a protein of 352 amino acids. NCBI's taxonomy places the organism in Eukaryota, Fungi, Ascomycota, Sordariomycetes, Xylariales, Hypoxylaceae. The record is from RefSeq and is a predicted model, not a curated record. The transcript is spliced from 2 exons.